AUCCACACAUUAAUCGCCUUCGGUAUGAGCGAUAUGAACGAUCUGAAUGAUAUGAACAUCGAGCUACUCUCCUUUCGCAAGGCUUAAGAUUAUUUAUUCCUGAAUUCCUUGUUCAAGGCACUUCGUAUUCCGUGUAUAGUUUAAUAGCUUCCCUUUUUGAUUCUUGUUGCUUCGAACCGUCAGCCAUUCCAUUCACCGCAUUUCCAUCAUCAUCUUCAUCUCCAUUUCCAAUUUCCCCGUCUGCGUCCAACUUCAUUCAACGGACCAAAAAAACAAAACAAAAAACAAAGAAACGAACUGUGUUGGACCUUCAAUGGUCAUCAGUCUCAGUGCGGUCAUUCACCAGCAGUUUCAAUUAUCUUCGUUCGGUUUUACUUCAAUAAUAAAUUAAUUGGUCGCUAUAAUCGUCGUUGUGUCUCUGUUUGGCACUGCCGCACUGCAGACGCACGUUCAUAAUAAGUCCACUACAUUCAUUCACUGCCUGCCUGCCUGCCUGCCUGCCUGCCUACAGAAACUCUCUCCUAUUUUCCUAUCGACCAACCCCAAUGUUCUCAACCGAUUUAUUCUUCAUUUAACAAUUCUUUCGGACAAGGCGUGGUAAUUUGGACUUGUCAUACCUGAAAGGAUACGACAAGAACUUAUCUCCGCCAAUUCGAGAGAUUGAGGAACCUUCCAAAGAUACCAAUUAUAAUCAGGCAAUUCCGACAAAAGAUUGUGAUAAUUGAUUGGAAGAUUUGGUAGGGAAGAAGCGAAUUGCUGCUAGGUGGGAGGUUGUUUCCAGGUAGAUUUUGAGCAAAGGUAUUAAUCAAGAUGGCAACAAUCUCUACAACCCAAGCACAUACCAGCUUGACACCACCAAGUAGUUCUCACGGUCAGGAUUCUUGGAGUUACUCGGUACCAGCUGAAGUAGAGGUAAUCCAUCUUGUAAUUUACCCUAAUUUUCAUGGGUUGCCAUGCUAAUUAAACUUUCCUAGCCGACCUCACCUUCUGCAGCGGCAGAUUAUCAUAAUCACAAUCGACAAAUCUCUCAAACCAAUGGUCACGCAUUACAUCCAAGUACAGACAGCUUCGGUCCUCACGUUACUCACGAUUAUAAUCAUCUAGCCCCCAUUCGCGCAAAUGAAUUGAAUCGGCAAAAUAGUGAUAUCAGCGACACUCCGAGCGCUCCUGAUAGUUUAUUGGACUUAUAUGGGAAUAAUAAAAGUGGCCCAGGUAUGGAUUCUGGGGAGAAGAGAGGUAUGAAUGGUGGAAACUAUGAGAUGGGGGAGGUGGAACAAUCUAGAUGGAUUCACAGAGAUAAAUUGGCUCGGAUAGAGAAUGAAGAAUUACAAGCGGCCGGAAUACCGAUACCUCGUCCACGGACAGGAAGCAGAUCUAGCCGUCGGGAUCGUAGUCAAGAUCAUGGCAUCAAAAGUGAGGGACAGAAGCGGCAGAAGAUGAUAGCAAAUAGUGAUGGAGAGGGAUCUACUGUCUGGGAAUUGCGAUUACCUGAAGAGUCAGCGGGAGACCUUGGUACCAAGGGUAUAUCGAAGAUACCAAUUUCGAAAUCGAGCCCUUUACCAAUACCCAUCGAUUAUCUUGAACGAGACACACCUAUAGCUCGGAAAACGGGUAACUGGAAUGAUGAGGAGGACCCAUUAUCAUUCAAGCAAGCAAGGAGUCGAAGUCAUAGUGUUAAAAGUUCUCUUGUACUUGAUGAAGCUGCAACGAGUUCGAAUGUACCCAUGCCUACUCCUGCUAGAGUAUCACCCACGCCAGCUCGUGCGUCCCCGACCGAACGAUCUCCUACCAAAAAGCCACCAGGAAGAAAAGGAUCUAUUGGUGCAAACGCUGCACUUCCUGGAGGUCGACAGACGUCAGCACAAAGACAAAAACAAAAGCCUGGUGGAACAAAUGCGCCAGAAAUACGACCGAAAACUCGUUCAGGCGAUACAUCGAAACGACCCGAAGGUGAUCCACCUUGGUUGGCUACUAUGUAUAAACCAGAUCCCCGGUUACCACCCGAUCAACAAGUAAUUCCGACUCAUGCGAAACGCAUACAACAAGAACAAUGGGAGAAGGAGGGUAAAUAUGGAAAUGUUUAUGAUACAUCCUUUAGGCCAUUGAAUCAACAGGAACUCAGACCACCCCCGACGUCUUUUUCGCCACCACCAGAUGCACCAGAUGCGCCGGAGGAACCAAGUCUGGAAGAAUCAGCUCCAGAAUGGCCAUUAACCGGUCCACAAUCACCGACAGCACCUACAGAACCUGCAGCACCUACGUCUCCAGUUUCGCGAGUCUCACCCGUUUCUGCCAUGACUCCUAGAUCACCAGCGUUAAGUGCAAUUCCACGAUCACCAGCGUUAAGUGCAAACCCACGAUCACCAGAGAGAACUGGAAGUUACAGCACGAUGCCAAAAAUUGCAACUGGAAAACCACAAGGUGUAAAUAUCCCAGACCCUAAACCACCAAUUCGUGUUCAAGAUUCCCCUGAAUCGAAGAAAGGUGGUGGGUGUUGCGUUAUUAUGUAAUUUUUGAGGACGGAUCAAGAAUACGUUCUCUCUAUCAUACGGAGUAGUUUCUUUUCAUUUGUGUGUAAAUUGAGCUAAGCAUGCAAGCAAGCAAGUAUUACGGCGUUACGGAGCGAAAGGAUUCAUACUUGAAUUAAGACUAGGUCUGAGCGAUCGCCAAUCUUUUCAUUUAAUCGUUGAAAAAAAAACCCACCAAAGAAAUUCAUACUUGUUGAAACUUUCAUCUGCACUAAUUCUUUAUUAAGAUCCUCAGUGUGUGCUAGGCACGCGAUGCAAAAUUAAAUUUCCUUGGUUUCGAUAUGGUGGAAGGGACAAAGAAGGUUGAGCGAAGACGGGGGAGAUAGGCCAGAGAAAUGGAGGUGAAAAGAAAAAUUGACGAAUUUUAUGAUUUUAAUACACGCUCUCAACGAGUAAUUUUCCCUAAUAUUUUUGUGCCUUUACUGUGGCAGCGGUGGUAUGCUUUUAUUUUGUGUUUUUGAUUCCCCACAGCGAUUUUCGAGAUGCGAUGUUGGGUUGGUGAGUUGAUGGGCGGUGCAUAUGCGAGAGGGACAAGAGGGAUAGAUAUUGGUUGGUAGAAGUGUGAGAAGUUGGUGGGAGGCUUUGGUUUCAAGUGGGGGAUGGAGGGUGGAGGAUGCAAGUGUUAUAGGGCGUGAGAUGAAGGGAAAUACAGAUGGAGAGGCACACAGCGAGGGAGAGAGAGAGUGAGAGAGAGAGAGAGAGAGAAGACUAAGAAUGGAUGAUUUUGAAUUGAUACCUUAUGCUUGUGCAUAGCUACCUGUUCUAGAAUACCUAGUAGUCAUUGAUGCAGCUAUCGCGAUUGGAACUUUUUUGUAUUUUAUACCGUGGUGCUGUUAGAGGUGAGCUUGAUUGUGGUUGUGGUUGAAAGGGGAUGAAUGGAGAUUUGUUUGGAGAAUGAAUACUACCUAGGUAAUUAGUUUGUGCAGGCAGGCAUGCAGAUAAAUAAUUUUUCGAGAA
Molecule: messenger RNA, 3485 nt
Organism: Sclerotinia trifoliorum
Lineage: Eukaryota; Fungi; Ascomycota; Leotiomycetes; Helotiales; Sclerotiniaceae
Source: the annotation of a GenBank genome assembly